This is a messenger RNA of Drosophila obscura, 875 nucleotides long. RefSeq names its product high affinity copper uptake protein 1 (gene Ctr1B). Gene Ontology annotation, biological process: copper ion transmembrane transport. Gene Ontology annotation, molecular function: copper ion transmembrane transporter activity. Bases 150 to 674 code for a protein of 174 amino acids. NCBI's taxonomy places the organism in Eukaryota, Metazoa, Arthropoda, Insecta, Diptera, Drosophilidae. The transcript has 2 exons. The record is from RefSeq and is a predicted model, not a curated record. Gene Ontology annotation, cellular component: membrane.
UGGGGGCAACAGUCGACGCUUCGCUCUCAGCCCACGAACAAGUGUGUUGCGGUUAUCACUAACCUGUCUAACGAGCACAGCUUUCGGCUUUUCCCACUGCUCUGUGCCUAAUUAAUUAUAUUAUCCAAAUAAAACCGCACCGCCGAGACAUGGAUAUGGAUCACGAUCACGGAUCUGACAAUGCCACUGCAGCCAAGUCCUGCCCCAUGAUCAUGGUGUUUCAUGCCGGACACUGCGAACGCAUUUUGUGGCGCGGCUGGGUGGCAGCGACGGUGACAGAGUUCGUUCUCUCCGCCUUGGCCAUCUUUGUUGUUUCCUUUCUGUACGAGGCGCUGAAGUUCCUCCGCCAGCAUCUGGCCCGUAGAGUGGCCCGCAGGGAGGCGGAACGCCUGGCCGCUGAGCGUCAGAAGAACGACAAUCCCAGUGGAUGCUGUUCGGACACGCCCCUGGCCGAAGUCAGGGAGAAGAGCUACUGGCAACGCUUGAUGGACUCGGCGCACAUUAUCCAGUCGCUGCUGAAUCUGCUGCAGAUUGUGAUAUCCUACCUGCUCAUGCUGAUCUUCAUGACCUUCAACUACUGGCUCUGCCUCGCAGUGGUUCUGGGCCUGGGCCUUGGCCACUUCUUCUUUGGCUGGAACAAGAAGACACCCGACGAGAGCGAGUGCUGUCCCUAGGCGGACAAUGCAGGAUCGAAGGAUGGAUUGGAUCAUCGAUGAUCAGAUGUGUGCGUGUUCUUUUAUGUUAUUGUUAAUUAUGGGAACACCCCCUCCAGACUAAGAUUAGAUGUACCCAAAUAUGCAGUUGCCCCCCGUCCCAAAGGAAUUACCGCAAAGUAAUUACAGAAAUUGUCUAAAAAUACAAUUUUAUUCGAUAGU